GGACGCAAACCGAGGCCUCCGUCAAACACGCCGUCAAACUCUCAAAGACAUCGCCAUCGAUUCUGUAGGCAGCCUGACAAGAAUUGUCAUCAAGAGAGUGGCCACUUCCGUGUUUUUCUUUCUAUACUGCCCCUCUGACGGGCCCUGGUUACCGGGAAUCAAUUGCCCAGGGUAUCCAAGGUAGUCAACUUCAAGAUGACGGACCGUCUGCCGCCUAACCUUCUUGCGCUCUUCGCCCCGCGACCUCCUCUACGCUACCUGCCCCCAUCGGACGCGCCGGCGCAUGAACGAAAAACAGCUUCAAUCACCGGUGUUGCUCAGUAUAAGCAAGCUCUCGAGGAAUACAAGGACAAGGACAAUUAUGUGCCCACCGAGAGCUGGCUGCAGAGACGGGACAGGAAAAAGCUGGAGCACGAAAAGGAGAUCGCUCUCAAGCUGAAGGAAGGACCGGCCAAAUAUCGGCCACAAGAUGAUCCUAAUAUUCGUGGUGACGCCUUCAAAACCUUGAUUGUUGCCCGGCUGAGCUAUGAUGCCAACGAGCAGGAUCUCGAGAGGGAGUUUGGCCGAUUUGGUACCAUUGAAAGAAUUCGGAUAAUCAAGGACACUCACGCACAUGAGAAGGGUAAUAAAAAACGAAAGCCGCACCGCGGCUACGCAUUCGUCGUCUUCGAACGCGAAAAGGACAUGAGAGCUGCUCUCGAGGGGUGUGACGGCAUUAGAAUUAAGGACCGCCGCAUCAAGGUUGAUGUCGAGCGUGGACGUACUGUUGAGGGCUGGAAACCCCGCCGACUAGGCGGCGGUCUGGGCGGCCGCAACUACACGAAGGCCAUGCCCUCACAGCCCAUGGGCCGCGGGUUUGGUGGCGAUGGCUUCCGAGGUGGCUUCGGUGGUGGUAGAGGCGGGUUCAGGGGCGGCUUCGGCGGCCGUGGAGAUCGCGGUGGUUUCCGCGGGGGUGGUGGCCGUAGCUUCUCCGACCGUGGUUUUGGAGGUGGUUUUGGAGGACCUCGCGGUGGCGACCGAGGAGGAGACCGAAACGGAUUUGGUGGACCGCCGCCUAAUGCGCCUGGCGGACCCGGAUCCCACGGUGGUAGGGACAGUGGGCGCGACAGCCGCGACUCAAGGUUUGGCGGAGAUCGAAGAGGCUUUGACUCCGGUGGUGGUGGUGGAGGACGCUCUUACGACGACAGAUCCGGUGGUAGCGGAGGUGGCUUCCGCGACAACAGCCGACGAACCGGCAGCAACAUGGAGCCCAUCCGCCCCAGAGAGAAUGGUGGGUAUCGCGACCGUGACCGUGAUCGGGAUCGGGACCGUGACAGAGACCGAGACUACGACAGACCUAGGGACGACGACCGAAAACGCGGCUACGAGGGUUCCUACGACGACCCGCGCAAGAUUCGUCGCUACUAAUCGGAGUAGGACCUGCUCUGUUCCCCUCUGUUCUGCAGUGGACACGGUGGGUGUCGCCAGUCACUGAUCGCGCAGUUUACCUGUCCCCGGCCCAUCAACGCGGACUGUUUUUUUCCCCCUACCUACGGCUCUAUUGUCAAGGGUAAGAGUGAAAACUGCAGCGUGUCCAGGGUGAAGCACAAUGUUUCAACUGUCGACAAGGUGUCCCUGAUCUUUCGAAAUCCUCAGAGGUAACGAACGCCCCAACAUGUAUACAUGUACAGCCCGGCCUGAGACGUUCGCAGCUUUUGCGCGCCGCACCGAGCGGUUCUGUCAUACACGUUCCCCUGGCUUCGGUUUGGUCACAGAACGACAAUAAGACGAUAAAAACCGGCAAUAAAUACUACAGCACUGCAAAGGUCGGUUCAUAGCUUUAUACGGACGAACGUCUCGAACAAAUGCAGCCCUCCGGAUCUUGCACCCAACAGACAACUCUCGCAAGGUCAGGCUUGGUCACAGGAGGUAACAUCACCCUUUGCAUUUGGUUUUCUACAAUUGUGUUACAUAGCUUUUUCUUUCCUCUCAUGCCCAGGUGUCAGUCGGGUGUUGGUUUUACAGUACGUGUAGGAACUAGGUAUUUUUUGGGGGGCGACCCUGGGGGUAAGUAGGCACGGCGAAUUUAAUUCUGAAAAAAAAAAUAAAAGUACGAAUUUUUUUACUC
This is a messenger RNA of Pyricularia grisea, 2107 nucleotides long. RefSeq lists its product as uncharacterized. Bases 196 to 1407 code for a protein of 403 amino acids. The transcript has 4 exons. Gene Ontology annotation, biological process: mRNA splicing, via spliceosome. Gene Ontology annotation, molecular function: mRNA binding; U1 snRNA binding. Gene Ontology annotation, cellular component: precatalytic spliceosome; U2-type prespliceosome; U1 snRNP. NCBI's taxonomy places the organism in Eukaryota, Fungi, Ascomycota, Sordariomycetes, Magnaporthales, Pyriculariaceae. The record is from RefSeq and is a predicted model, not a curated record.